GAGUGUUUGCAGAAAAUUGUGGUGCUAGACGACUUCAGGACAUGAUACUUAUUGAAAAGAGCAGCACAAGCCAAAUGAAGGUAGAUGCUCCCACUGCUGAAACCAAUUUAGCAUUAGUAUCAUCGUUUAGAGGGCGCUUCAGUAUUUCAAUAGCCUCGCAGUGAAAAAAUGUCACUACUGAAACACACUCCACAGACAUCACCUGUUGCUUACUUCAGCAGUCGGCAAUAGGUGUCAAGAUAUCCUAAUUGUUUCGUCUCUAGUACAGUGUGAUUUGAAUUUGAAUAAUAUUGC
Messenger RNA from Acanthoscelides obtectus, 294 nucleotides. Lineage: Eukaryota; Metazoa; Arthropoda; Insecta; Coleoptera; Chrysomelidae. The record is from the annotation of a GenBank genome assembly.